AAAGUCAAACGCCAAUACUAAACGUUAACCCCGCCCGGCCGCCCGGCCGCCCCAAGUAAACUGCGACUAAUCUUAGAGAAUUCCGUCAUUGAACAACGAUCGCUGAAAAUACAUCAAAUCUAGCCUUAUGUUCAUCGCAGCAGUCAGCUUUUUAUCUUGCCUGAGAACUACCGAUACGACCAGCACUCUGAAAAUGAAAUCAAUUAUUUGAGGCUUUGUCAACUUCAACGAAAAUGACGACUCCACCAGCAAGAGUCAUCACCAGAAAUCGGGAUAAAUUGGCCUGCAAGGAAUGUCGGCGGCGGAAGCUACGAUGUGAUCGCUUGAAGCCGUGCAGCAGUUGCCUUCGUAGGGGCGACGAAACAUCUUGCACUUAUCAGCCGCCCGCUCCAGUAGCAGAUAGAUCGGAGCAACAAUCUGAGACACAGGCACGGCUCGAGCAUCUUGAGCAGCUUGUUCAACAGUUGGCAUCACAGGCAAGCCAGCCCCAGCAAAGCAGUCUAUCUUUGACGCCACCUUCUCAAGGUUUUGAAGCUGGUGGAAGCGGACAACAUAAUAUCGUUGGAUCGAGUUGGGACGCGUCCUGUUACAAUGGUGCAACGCAUUGGUCAGCUAUGUUACACGAUAUUCAGGAGCUCAAGUUAGCGAUGCCAAUUGACGACAUGCUUGCAUCGAAUAGUCAAAUUGAUGACGACGACGAAAGUUCCGGUGUAGAAAUACUGUUUGGCGGCGCGACACCACUACCUCUUGACGUUGUAUUGGCGACGUACAUGCCCGCCAGACAAGAGGUGGACAGGAUGAUUUCAGCGUACUUCAGAGCCGGAGCGGUUAAAGCACCUUUCAUACACGCGUCCCAAUUUCGACGUCUAUAUCAGGAAUUCUGGCAGGCUCCUAGCGAAGCUUCGCCAUUAUGGAUUUCUAUAUUAUUCUCAAUUUGCCACAUAUCAGCGAACGCGCUCAAACAGCACGGGAAUGGCCAAUGGUCCAAGAAUCAGUUCUCGGUGGCUGCAGCACACUGUCUUGCGUUAGGACACUAUUUCAGGCCAAGGAACGUUGCAGUCGAGGCUCUGACAGUCUUCAUCCAAGCUCAUUGCUUGACUAGCAGAGAGCUACCUUCAGAUAUUGGUGCUUUGGUCGGCCUCGUCAUCCGGCUCGCUACGAAGAUGGGUUACCACAAAGACCAGUCGCUUUUCCAACUCUCUCCUUUCGAGGACGAGAUGCGCAGAAGAACAUGGUCGUUUUGUAUGCAACUUGAUGUCAUCAUCUCUUUUCAUCUUGGUAUACCAACUAGUGUUCAGUUCCCUACGUGGGAUACCAGAGCGCCACGAGCCCUGCUUGAUUCUGAUUUUGACGAAAACUCAGUCCAGUUACCACCAUCUCGUCCAGCCGAAGAUGUUAGUCACAUGUCUUUCAGUAUUGCUAAACACGCAUUCAUGGUCGUUUUCGAGAAGGUCCUCCGUCACACCCUCUCGGCUAGUCCCGAUGUAUCCGAACUGGACGGUUUGGAUGCGGAAAUUCGAGCUGUAUUUUCUGCAUUGCCAGAACCUUUGAAACCUCGACCUAUAGCGGAGUCGGUUGUGGAUUCAGCUAGCCUGAUAGUGACACGGCUUUGUGUUUCUUUCGUCUACUGCAAAUGCCUGUGUGUACUCCAUCGUCCCUAUGUGACACAGAACUGCCCAGAGAGUAUCGCAGUGUGCUAUGAGGUCGCGUCUCAGCUAGUUGGGGGGUUCACGGACGCCUACUAUGAAUUCACAGCGGGUGGACAAGCAGAGACAGAGAGCUGGUUCUUGAGCGCCAUCAGCUGGCAUGACUUCUUAUUUGGGAUUAUGGCUCUGUGCCUCGUGCUUUGCGCAUCGACAUGUGGGCAUUACAACCCGACACUAGAUGUGCAAUCUAGCUUGAAACUUCUCGAGAAAGCUCGAAAACUGUGCAGGGAUCAGGAACAAACUCGACACAAGGACACCAAGCGAGUUAUGGUACUCUUGGACGCCGUCAUACAGCGACUUGGUGUUAGGGAUGCCUUCGGCCUGAAUUUGUCCUUCAACGAACCUGUCAAUAUGCAAAUGAAUUCAACGACUGGGGGAACUGGACUGUUCCAGAAUGCUGCACCUUGGGAUUCCAUGUGGAAUAAUGAUGAGAUCAUGACUGGUAUCGCACAGGAUCCAUCCUGGAAAUAUUUUCAGCAAUUUCUCAAUGUUACUGUGGCACCAGAGCUUUGAACGAUAGCAGCAGUAUUUCACGUAGAAUACAAGCUUAUACCAUCACCAAAUUUCAUUGAAUAUAAAUAAA
This is a messenger RNA of Truncatella angustata, 2289 nucleotides long. RefSeq lists its product as uncharacterized. The transcript has a single exon. The record is from RefSeq and is a predicted model, not a curated record. Lineage: Eukaryota; Fungi; Ascomycota; Sordariomycetes; Amphisphaeriales; Sporocadaceae. The coding region runs from base 234 to 2219 and encodes 661 amino acids. Gene Ontology annotation, biological process: regulation of DNA-templated transcription; DNA-templated transcription. Gene Ontology annotation, molecular function: DNA binding; DNA-binding transcription factor activity, RNA polymerase II-specific; zinc ion binding. Gene Ontology annotation, cellular component: nucleus.